AUGAGCGAGAAGACAUUUCAAAAAGGUGUUGCAUCACCCAAGGUCAAAUUAGACGGUAGCGGCUUGCGUGUUGCUAUUGUUCAUACCCGUUGGAAUUAUACAUUGGUUGAUCAACUUUAUAACAAAGUUUACGAAACUUUGACUCAAAGAUACAACGUGAAGCCUGAAAAUAUUCAUACUGACUCGGUCUCUGGUGCUUACGAAUUACCUAUGGCUGCUAAACAAUUAAUUGAGCUCUCUCAAACGCAAGCUUCUGAAACUGCAAAUGAUUUGUUAGGUUCACCAGCCCUUGGGAACAAGUCUACCAAAGAUCGUAAGACAGGACCUUUCGAUGCAGUUAUCUGUAUUGGUUUGGUAAUCAAAGGCGGCACCGCCCAUUUUGAAUAUAUCUGUGAUGCUGUCACUCAUGGUAUCAUGCGUGUACAAUUGGAUACAGGUGUGCCUGUGAUUUUCGGUGUAUUAACUUGUUACAAUGACGAACAAGCUAUUGCUCGCUCAACAUCAGAAGAUGGAUUCCAUCACGCAGAGGAAUGGGCAGCAGCAGCUGUAGAGGCGAGUUUAAGAAAGUUUCAAAAAUUGUAA
This is a messenger RNA of Mycotypha africana, 582 nucleotides long. Its product is annotated as 6,7-dimethyl-8-ribityllumazine synthase. The record is from RefSeq and is a predicted model, not a curated record. NCBI's taxonomy places the organism in Eukaryota, Fungi, Mucoromycota, Mucoromycetes, Mucorales, Mycotyphaceae. Gene Ontology annotation, biological process: riboflavin biosynthetic process. The transcript has 2 exons. Gene Ontology annotation, molecular function: 6,7-dimethyl-8-ribityllumazine synthase activity. Bases 1 to 582 code for a protein of 193 amino acids. Gene Ontology annotation, cellular component: riboflavin synthase complex; intracellular anatomical structure.